This is a messenger RNA of Aspergillus fijiensis CBS 313.89, 2832 nucleotides long. RefSeq names its product HEAT repeat domain-containing protein. NCBI's taxonomy places the organism in Eukaryota, Fungi, Ascomycota, Eurotiomycetes, Eurotiales, Aspergillaceae. Gene Ontology annotation, molecular function: protein binding. The coding region runs from base 1 to 2832 and encodes 943 amino acids. The record is from RefSeq and is a predicted model, not a curated record. The transcript is spliced from 2 exons.
AUGACUACCAUCUACCAGGCGAUCUGCGUGGAGCUACUACGGAAGGACCUGUGGCGUAGGGAGAAAAGAAUCGACGGCAGAACACUGACAGAACAACAGACGGAAGAGCUGUCAGAGUUUGAGGUGCAGCUACACAUGCAGGAGGAAAUCAACCUCCUCGAGGCGCUGGCCUUCCAUGGCCUAGUCACCAAGAUCAUUGAUUUUGAUGCUCCAGUACGAAGUCAGAUCUAUCAACAUCUCCUGAACGGCAAUGUACUUGUUCCGAGGCUACACGAGAGCACAAUCAAAGAGAUAAGCUUUCUUCGUUCUUCAGAUGCCACCGACAAUGCCCAGCAAAGCUUUCACUUUUUACACUUGACAGUUCAAGAUCUUAUGGCAAGAGAGAAAUACAACGUUCGCUAUGAGGUUUUCUGGAGGUUUGUGGCCGGAUUUCUGGGUGUCGGAUACAACCACCAAAAGCAAAGCGAGGAGCAUACGGCCGCAUUCCUUGAGGCCAUGGAAAACAAACCCCGAGAUAUGUUGGGCCCCAUGCAUAGCAAGCUCAUGAUGCGCUUGUGGAGCGAAGUACCUGCAUCGAACAAUAUUGCUAGGCUGAGAUCUCUGCGUCAGAGUCACUACCAACGGCUCGCCCGGUGGAGCUCUUGCGAGGUCACAGCUUAUGAUAAAGGGGAGCUUGCAGGGGAGGCAGAAUAUCCGGAUGCAGUUCUAUCUUCUCUCUUGAAAGACCGAAGUUCUGACGUCAGACGACAUGUUCUGAAUGUCAUUGCUCAGCGCAGAGUCUCUACAAGUGUCACUGACUUGAUAGCCUCCUGGGUAGACCAAGUCUCCGACGAUGAACUGAAUCCGGUCUUUGUUCGAACCCUGCUCAGGAAUUGCCGAUCACUGUCCCCAAAGGCUCACGAGAUUCUUCUUGUGCACCUGCAUGAUGAAUCAAAAGUGGAGGAGUCCGACUUUAGAGGCGUCCAGGUACCGGCCUUACCACAGGAUCUUCUGAGAGCAAUUUUAGAUUGUCUGCAUUAUGGAGCAGCUGGUUUGAAGGCGGCAGCACUGGAAAUUCUGUCUGACCAGCCACCUUCAGCUCUGCAAGCCUAUGUCGAUACCAUUGCCCAUGGACUUUCAGAUCCGGAGUCACAGGACGUGACAUCCAAAUCUCUCAAGAUACUGGAACGUUUGGAUCUGUCGCUUGAGAUCUUACAGUCCAUGACCUAUCUUGUUUACAAACAAAUCGGUUCUUAUCCGUCGCCAUUCGACAUUGUAAAGAAAUCAUUAUGCCGCCAUUCGCUGGUGUCUCCAAGUAUUCUAGGCUAUGUCUGUUCUUUACUAGACCACAGAAGCUUCAUCGUGCGAAAAUUGGCUGUCCGGGUUCUGGCCCAGCAUCCUCUCUUGUCACCCAGUACAGCGGACUGGCUUGACCAAGAAGUGCACCUCGGUGAUUGUCUGGUAAAGGAUUUACGAACUACGGUCUGGCAGCAGCUCUUACCAUCUCAAAACAUUCGAGAGGACAUUGUACGAAGGUUGAAGCAUAUCGAUCCCGCAGUGCGAGGAGUAGCUGCCUUGAUUCUCGGCGGUCGAUCAGAUUUAUCUAAUCCAACAUUUGAAGCGGUGGCCGAGUUGUUGAGCGACACAAAGUGGUCUGUUCGAGAAGCAGCCGCCAAAGCUCUACGUGGUCAAUCGGAACUUCCACACCAUGUGCUAGAUCAGAUGGCGGGCUUGCUAGAGGAUCAUCAUCCACUAGUUAGAUAUCAGGCAAUCAAAACCUUGACAAAGUACCCAGAUGAUGAGCUAAAAUAUCUCGAUGAUAUGGUACUCAGUCUGGAAGACCCAGAUCUCUCUGUGGCUUACAAAGCAUCCGAGGCCAUGAGGAAGCACCCAAAAGUCCCGCGCGAGUUGCUUUAUCAUCUGUUUGCUCAGAUGAUCGAUCCGCAAGAUCACCAUACGACAAGGUUCGACCCAAUAUUCCGGAACGCUCUCAGGCGAGGUCUGCCUCUAGAUUUAGGCAAUAGACUCCUAGAUCUGGCGGAAUCGGCGGAUAUAGAAGAAGGAGAAGGGGAAGGAGACGUUGAGCACAUCUUGGAUCUUCUCGGAGCACAACCAUUCCUGCCUCCUGGAAAGCUCCUCCAGCUCAGUGAAAGAUUUGUGACGAGUGAUGACCGGAUCGCUAGUGCGGUGGUCAAGAUUCUCGUGGCUCAAGCCCACUUGCCGCCGCCUCUUAUCCUUGCGCUCACGCGAUUCCUCGAUCGCGCUGACAAAACACUGGUCCUCGAUGUCACAAUAUGGCUGCUGGGACAGUCCGAGCUGCCCCUCGAGGCUCUCGCCCUCAUGGCAGGAAUGCUUCCCACCGUUCCACUACCGGGAUUCGCGGCGAACGUCUUGUCAAGACAGCCUCCCUUGCCGAGCGAGAUCAUGAACCUCGCACUCUCCGCGUUUCGCCUGGCAACAGACAAACGCUACGCCGAGAUCCACGAGGUGCUCGAGCGCAAUGACGCAUUCUACCGCAUGCUUCCCCAGCUACCCGUGCAUGACCUCCAGCGGCUGUGUCGGGUCUGGCUGCGGCGGAGCUUCGGCGAACGAGUGAAUUUCUACUUUCGUGACGAAUUCCUCGUGGUUGACACCCCGGAUUUUCAGGGCGCGAUCCCGAUGGCGCUGUAUCAGCGGAUCAAGCUGCGGUUGAUCUUCCGGCUCACCGUGGUGGCAUGUACGCGGGCCUCGGAGAUCGAGCAGGUUCGAAGCCGGAUCCGCGGGUCAGUUGCAUGGAUGAGGGGCCACCGAGCACUGGUUUUGGCUUUUGUGGCGGCUUUCCUGGCUGUCAUUCUCAGGUGGGCAUUAUGGUAG